AUGGCUGAUGGUUGGGUAGAUGUGAGGCAACAAACUUUGAUUAAUUUCUUAGUCUAUUCUACACAUGGAAUGGUUUUUGUGAAAUCUGUUGAUGCUUUAGAUUUGGUAAAAGAUGCUAGGACUUUGUUCUCGUUGUUCUGUGAAGUGAUUGAAUGGGUUGGUCCCAAGAACAUUGUUUAUGUGGUGACUGAUAAUGCUAUAAAUUAUGUAGCAUGUGGCAAGAAAAGAUCGGGUUGGAAAGAAAUUGUACGUCCUGGUGCAAUAAGAUUUGCUACUACAUUUAUCACGUUGCAUAGCAUAUAUAUGCAUAAGCAUGACUUGCAAGCUUUGGUGACUGAUAAUUACUUUUUGGAUUACAAAUUGUCAAAGACUCAAGCUAGAAUAAUUGUUACUGCCAUCAUAUUAGAUAAUGGCUUUUGGGGUGAUUGCUUAGAAAUUGUGAAAGUUGUGUCUCCUCUUAUAAAGUUGUUGAGAAUUGUGGAUUCAGAUGAGAAGCCUUCUUUGCCUUAUGUUUAUGAAGGCAUGCAAAGGGCAAAAAAAGCAAUUAAGGCAAUAUUCAACAAUAAGAAAGAUUAUUACAAGCCUUACACAAGUAUUAUUCAAGCUCGAUGGGAUAAGCACUUUAAGACAAAUCUUCAUACAGCGGCAUAUUUGUUGAAUCCUGCAUUCUUGUAUGAUGAGAAUUUUGUUCACAAGAGAAGGUUAAUGGAUGCAAUGCUUGAUGUGUUUGAGUCAAAUGAAAGUGAAGAAAUUGAUUAUAUUAUGAUGAUGAAGCAGUUGAGCUUGUAUCGUGAUCAUAAAGAAUCUUUUAACAAAACUUCAUGUGAAAAAGCAGCCCAGAAAUUAGAUCCUUGUGAUGAAUAUAUGAAUGUUCUAGAGCCCCCAUCUUUGCCUGAUGUUGCUAGUGGUUUUGGUUUUUUUCAUUCCAGUCCUAAUGUCUCAAUGCCUGGAGAUUUGAAUAAAGUUAAUGAUGACUUUGGUGUUGGUCAAUAUUAG
Messenger RNA from Prosopis cineraria, 996 nucleotides. RefSeq lists its product as uncharacterized. The coding region runs from base 1 to 996 and encodes 331 amino acids. NCBI's taxonomy places the organism in Eukaryota, Viridiplantae, Streptophyta, Magnoliopsida, Fabales, Fabaceae. The record is from RefSeq and is a predicted model, not a curated record. The transcript has 3 exons.